Diorhabda sublineata is the source of this 1920-nucleotide messenger RNA. RefSeq names its product RNA polymerase II-associated factor 1 homolog (gene atms). Lineage: Eukaryota; Metazoa; Arthropoda; Insecta; Coleoptera; Chrysomelidae. The transcript has 5 exons. The record is from RefSeq and is a predicted model, not a curated record. Gene Ontology annotation, molecular function: chromatin binding; RNA polymerase II complex binding. The coding region runs from base 166 to 1851 and encodes 561 amino acids. Gene Ontology annotation, biological process: transcription elongation by RNA polymerase II. Gene Ontology annotation, cellular component: Cdc73/Paf1 complex.
GACAUUUGUCGGACAAAGUCUUUAAUUUGGUAGAACUGAUUGAUUGACGUUUUUGUGUUGUGGAUUUCAAUGUAAUUUUAUUAGUUUACAUAUUUAAGAUUAGUAAUUCUGAAGAAUCUUGUUUUUGUUUAAUAUACUUUCAUCUGCAAUGUAUAUUUUAUAAAAAUGCCACCAACGAUCCAGCAAAAUAAUCAGAACGCUACCAACGGCGUUGAAAAAAGGCCAGUAAAAACUGUCGAGAAAAGGUCCGAUUUGAUAUGCAAAGUCAAAUAUUGUAACACUCUGCCAGAUAUUCCAUUUGAUCUUAAAUUUAUUGCUUAUCCGUUUGAAUCGAUAAGGUUUAUUCAGUACAAUCCCACAUCUUUAGAACGUAAUUAUAAGUACGAGGUAUUGACGGAACAUGACUUAGGGGUCAGUAUAGAUCUCAUAAACAAAGAUAUAUAUGCUAUAGAACCUGGAGCUACGUUAGAUCCUGCAGAUGAAAAACUUUUAGAAGAAGACAUAUUAACUCCUCAAGACUCCAAACGGUCUCGACAUCAUGCUAAAUCAGUAUCUUGGCUACGAAGAACUGAAUAUAUAUCAACAGAACAAACUAGAUUUCAACCUCAAACUAUGGACAAAGUUGAGGCCAAAGUCGGUUAUAGUAUUAAGAAAUCUCUCAACAAUGAAACAUUAUACAUGGACAGAGAUUCUCAAAUCAAAGCAAUUGAAAAAACUUUUGAUGAUUCAAAAGUUCCAAUUGAGAAACAUUAUAGUAAACCUAAUGUUGUGCCAGUAGAUAUUUUACCUGUUCACCCAGAUUUUAGCCUUUGGAAGUAUCCCUGUGCCCAAGUUAUUUUUGAUUCAGAUCCUGCUCCCGUUGGUAAACAAGUACCAGCUCAAAUAGAGGAAAUGUCGCAAGCAAUGAUAAGAGGUGUGAUGGAUGAAAGUGGAGAACAAUUUGUUGCUUACUUCUUACCAACAGAAGAGACCCUUCAGAAACGUAGAGAAGAUUUUGCUAAUCAAAUCCCAUACCAAGAUGAUGAAGAGUAUGAAUAUAAGAUGGCAAGGGAAUACAAUUGGAAUGUUAAGAGCAAAGCUAGUAAAGGUUAUGAAGAAAACUACUUCUUUGUAGUGCGCCAAGAUGGUAUUUAUUAUAAUGAAUUAGAAACUAGAGUCAGAUUAAGUAAAAGAAGACAAAAAACUGGUGCUCCUCCAAGUAAUACCAGACUUAUUGUUAAACAUAGACCUAUGGAUGCCAAUGAAUAUCGAAUGCAAAGAUACAGAGAGAAACAGCUUGAACCUCCAGGUGAAGAAGAUGAAGAGAUGGAAGUUGAUGAAACGCAAGAAGAAGAAGAUGUACCUCAAGAAGAUCAAGGCAACGAGAGUCAAGCUGAAUCUGACCAGGAAAAGGAAAAGGCUCAAAGUGAGGACGAAACACAAGAGAAAAGAACUUCCAGAGCAUCAUCUCGAUCUUCUAAACGUUCAAGAUCUGUAUCUAGAUCGAGAUCUAGAUCUGAAUCAUCUGCAAAGAGUAGAUCCAGGUCAAAUUCAUCAACAAGAAGCCGAUCAAGAUCCCCAUCUAAAUCCAAAUCAGUUGCUAGGAGCAGAUCAAGAUCACCUUCUAGAUCAAGGUCUAGGUCAAAGUCCAGAUCUCGAUCUAAAUCCAAAUCGCAGUCUAGAUCACCUUCUAGAUCAAGGUCUAGGUCAAAGUCAAAAUCUCGAUCAAGAUCUGCUUCAAAAUCUAGAUCAAGGUCGCGCUCAAAAUCUGAAUCUAAAAGUCCGUCACGUAGUAGAUCAGCUUCCAGAUCUAGAUCUAGGUCAAAAUCUGGAUCAGGUUCAGAUUCAGUAUCAGGAUCAGAAAGUGAAUGAAAUUAUGUUUGUUAUAGAUUUCUUUUAUCUUUAAUAAUUAGUUGAUUAAAACUCCAAGGUUCUUUGCAA